AUGGCGACCGUUUCGGAUUCCAAAAAGAGUAAUGCGCUCCGAUCUCUCCGUGUAGCUGUAUACGACGAGCAGACAAUCAAGGUCGCAUCGAAGAAGGAUCCCAAGAACAAACCUGAUGGUCCUAUUAAGCUGAAGAAGCCCGCGCCGAAGUACAAUAAGCCUGGAAACUGGAGGGAAGGAAGUAUCGUUGAAGAAGACAAGAAGUCGAAAAAAGACGAUUCCCCAACGAUUUCUGUCGCAUCCCCCGGACCUGUCGUAAACCCCCUCGAUGACAGCGCGCGCGAAGCCUUUGCAACCGGCCGACCGCUUGAGGAUACACCCGAUCUGCAGCAAUGCAAACACUGCAAGAAGAGUAUUCUCAAGACUGCUGCCAAGGCCCACAUCGCACAAUGCCUCAAGCUGAAGAAGGAGAAGGCCCAGCGCAAGAAAGAGGCGAGAGAAGCCCGUGAGCGGGCCAAGGAGGCUGCGAGGGAAGAAGAAGCCAGGAAAGCAGACGAAGAUGCCGACGGCAAGGGCGAGGACGAUAGCGAUGGUGACGAAGACGGUGCCGAAAAGAAGGCUACCGGCAGCAAGACCACGAAGAAGGCCGCGGGUAAGAAGACCGAUGGAGAUACGGGCAAGGGCAAGAAGCGCAAGGCAGACGGAGAUGCCGAGAAAGGGCCCAAACAGAAGAAAAAGAAGGAAGAACCCAAACCGAAAGCUCCUAAACCAAAAGGUCCCGUCGAUGUCGAACGGCAAUGCGGUGUCCUGUUACCCAAUGGACAGCCAUGCGCGAGAUCACUCACGUGCAAGAGUCACAGCAUGGGAGCGAAACGCGCGGUCGCGGGAAGAUCUCUACCCUACGAUAUGCUCCUUGCGGCGUAUCAGAAGAAGAAUCAGGCUAAACAGCAAAAGGCUGCUCUCGACGCCAACGCCCCAUUGGAAGACGAAGACGAGGCCAACGCCGGGCCGGUAGACUCGGACGAGGAGACGGCUGCUGUGAUGAGUGCGCUGGCGCAUUGGAAUCCGCAACCUGUGGUGCCGCAGCCACUGCUUAACCCAAUCAAGAGGCAAUAUCAGCUUGCACGUCUCCAUGAGCAGCUGCAGAUGGCAACAAACGGUGGCCGAACAAACAUAUUCAAAGUCAACGGCUUCGGUGCGCAGAGGCUGCCCCACGGUCACCCAGGCCUUAUGGACACGGAAGACGCGCCGGGAGAGCCCGACACGGCGGACAUGACCUUUGGAGGAGCUCGCAGAUCCUCGAGCUUCAGCAUGCAAGGCCAGCCACCACAACGAAGGCCAUCCGUGACAAGCAGGGCAUAG
Colletotrichum spaethianum is the source of this 1302-nucleotide messenger RNA. Its product is annotated as salicylaldehyde dehydrogenase. The transcript is spliced from 5 exons. NCBI's taxonomy places the organism in Eukaryota, Fungi, Ascomycota, Sordariomycetes, Glomerellales, Glomerellaceae. Bases 1 to 1302 code for a protein of 433 amino acids. The record is from RefSeq and is a predicted model, not a curated record. Gene Ontology annotation, cellular component: SAGA complex. Gene Ontology annotation, biological process: regulatory ncRNA-mediated heterochromatin formation; regulation of transcription by RNA polymerase II; RITS complex assembly.